Messenger RNA from Boeremia exigua, 709 nucleotides. RefSeq lists its product as uncharacterized. Gene Ontology annotation, biological process: mitochondrial translational termination. Gene Ontology annotation, molecular function: translation release factor activity. The transcript has 3 exons. The record is from RefSeq and is a predicted model, not a curated record. Lineage: Eukaryota; Fungi; Ascomycota; Dothideomycetes; Pleosporales; Didymellaceae. Gene Ontology annotation, cellular component: mitochondrial large ribosomal subunit. The coding region runs from base 7 to 591 and encodes 194 amino acids.
GCCAACAUGCUCCUCCUGCGCUGCCGCCGUGUCCUCGGCGCUGCCACCCUCGCACGCACCCCGCAGGCCGUGCGACGCCGCUGGUCGUCGCCGCGUGCUGGCAGCAGCAGUGUCAGCGACGACGAGCUGCAGCGCGCGCGGGCCUGGCUGGCAGCGCUGCAUGCAGACGUGAUCCCACUCAAGACCAUUGGCGAGUUGAGUUUCAGCAGGUCUUCCGGCCCGGGCGGGCAGAAUGUGAACAAAGUCAAUUCUAAAGCUACUUUGAGAGUACCCCUCGCCGCCCUCCUGAGCCAUGUCCCCACAGCUCUCCAUGCUGCCCUGCGCGGCUCGCGCUACGUGACCCCCAAGACCCUCGAUAUGGUCGUGCAGGCCGAUGACAGUCGCAAGCAGAGCGACAACGCGCAGGCCUGCUACAAGCGCCUGUACGCCGCAAUUGUCGACGCUGGCCGCGAUGCUGUGCCAAACGAGGCCUCCGCGGACCAAAUGCGCCAUGUCAAGAAUCUGCAAAAGGCCGACAACGAGCGCCGACUGAAAAGUAAGAAGCAGCAAAGCGCCAAAAAGAGUUCGAGAAGAGGCCGUGGAGACGACUGAAGCGGCCAAGCAUGAAUUGGCCACAACGAGGUCGUGUCCGCUCGGCUAGCCGCUCGCACGUCUGCGAAGAUCCUGCGUACAGCUGACGUGGUAAAAAUUCAGUGCAAGUGCAGCCGGG